Molecule: messenger RNA, 1003 nt
Organism: Eupeodes corollae
Lineage: Eukaryota; Metazoa; Arthropoda; Insecta; Diptera; Syrphidae
Gene: dimm
Product: protein dimmed
Exons: 2
Coding region: 79-834 (251 amino acids)
Molecular function (GO): protein dimerization activity
Source: RefSeq, a predicted model, not a curated record
ACUUCCUAAAAAACACAGAAAAAAUAUUUUGUUGUGUUUUUUUAUUUUGCAAAUCAAAACAAAAAUAUCAACACAACAAUGGACACGAAACGAAUUAGUGAACUUCUCGCAGUUCAGGAUUUCACAAUUCAAACAUUGGACUUUUCCGAAAAUACAUCAAUACAAUCAGGCGAACAGGAGAGAAUCUCUCGUCCUGUGCGACGAGCAAGUCGUCGAACUUCUCAAGCCAACAAUAACCCAAAUAGCAUCAACCCCAUUAUAAGCAGCAGCAACUAUGAUCCCGAAAUGACCGAUUCCAGCUGUCAGAGUGAUGAUACUAGCGGUGGUGGGGGAAGUAGCAAUGGUGGUAGUGUUCGGCCAUCCAGCAGGGGUCGUAAUUCAAACUCAGCCCAAAAUCGACGGCGGAAGGGGGCACUCAAUGCAAAGGAAAGAAAUUUGAGGCGUUUGGAGUCAAACGAGAGGGAACGAAUGCGGAUGCACAGCUUGAACGAUGCAUUCCAGUCCUUACGCGAAGUUAUUCCCCACGUGAAAAAGGAACGACGUCUGUCCAAGAUUGAGACACUCACUUUGGCUAAGAACUACAUAACCGCUCUUACCGAUGUCAUCCUUUUGAUGCGCGGCGAAGAGAUACCCACCGGCAGUGAUGGGGGCGAUCUAACUGCAGAGCACUUCGACUGCAGCAUCCUCGCAGAUAAUCCGAGCAUCAUCCAGACCCAACAACAACAGCAGCCGAUGACUGUCAUCAACAACAUCAACAUCAUGGCUGACAGCACAGCAACGGUAUUCAAUGAGACAAAUGGCAACUAUGGUCAACCAUUCCGGGAGUUCAUAUAAAUCUGUUGCGAAAAUUGAAAAACCCCCCUUACUCGGAGGUCCGUUUCGGCUUCCGCGUCCGAGUCAACAAAUUGGGGAAAACGCCUACACCCUAGACAAACCCUCAUCAACAGUACGUAUAUAUAAUUUUCCGAGAGCAAUGUAAACAAAAUCCCUAUAAUGCAGACUA